AUGUGCAAUCUCGUAACCGAAGGCUUCAAAUAUGCCUGUGGUCACUACAUCAUCGAACGCAAGAAGGACAAGGUCGACUGCAUGAGUCCGUACUGCACCCACUCGCGGCGGCACCGCAAUCCCUGCCCCAACUGUGCCUGCGACCGAUACUACGGCCCCGAUGCGUCAGAGACCGUCCUCGGUUUCCGCCCCGGCUUCUGCCCAGAGUGCAAACCUUGGUACAACGGCCGCAACGGUGCCCGGUAG
Fibroporia radiculosa is the source of this 246-nucleotide messenger RNA. RefSeq lists its product as uncharacterized. The transcript is spliced from 5 exons. The record is from RefSeq and is a predicted model, not a curated record. Bases 1 to 246 code for a protein of 81 amino acids. Lineage: Eukaryota; Fungi; Basidiomycota; Agaricomycetes; Polyporales; Fibroporiaceae.